Messenger RNA from Drosophila guanche, 1316 nucleotides. RefSeq lists its product as uncharacterized. Lineage: Eukaryota; Metazoa; Arthropoda; Insecta; Diptera; Drosophilidae. The transcript has 6 exons. The record is from RefSeq and is a predicted model, not a curated record. Bases 19 to 1203 code for a protein of 394 amino acids.
GAAACUUGUACACGCAUAAUGUUGGUAAUUUCGCUGCUACUCGUGUGGAGCCUGGCAGUCGCGCAUGCGGAGACCUUGACCGACUUCAGCAUAAGUCCAACGCCCAAUGCUACGGUCACCGAGCCACCGGGGAUGUGGCGCCAGGCGAAGCGACGCAGCACACUGGAGGAUACGUGCAUCACCACCAGCGGCAUCACGGGCACCUGCCUCUCCCGCUUCAAGUGCAUGCGACAGUCGGGCACCGUCAACGGCUAUUGCGGCACCUACGGUGUCUGCUGUGAAACGAACAUGCAGAGCGGCUCGAGCACGCGCCAGAAGCGGAUCAUCAUCAAGAGCCCCGCGGCACUGACCAGCGAUCUGAGCACCUACACCAUCGAGGCAUUCAGCGUCAACGUGCAGCAGCUGCGCAUCGACUUUGAGCAGUUCGAGCUGAAUCAGCCCGUCCUCACGGACGCUAUGCUGGAGUGCCGAGACUACUUCGAGGCGGGCGGCUUCAGGCUGUGCGGCGUCAACAGCGGCCAGCACCUUUAUCUGCCCUUCAAUGUGGCCGCCGGCAUAGAUCAGGUGACGCUGACCUUUACGGUGCCCACACGCUGGACGGGCUCCAUCUGGCGUCUGAUCGUCACGCAGCUGGAGGGUCCGACGGCCAGCACCAAGCGCCGCUCCAGUGCCACCAGCUCCUACGCGGGCAGCACCAACACGCUGCAGGAUUUGCGCAACAUCUUCGCCUCGCACCACGCCGACUACGAGCUGCUGGCACCGGCGGGCUGCCAUCAGUACUACACAGAGCUGACGGGCACCAUUCGCAGCUUCAACUACCAGGCGAUGCUGGGCAGCAACUACAUGCCAGACCUGAGCUACAACAUCUGCAUCAAGUCGGUGGCCAGUGCCAGCAUGAUUGAAUAUGCCUUCAGCAAGUUCUCGAUGUCGAUGCAGAUUGGAGAUGCCGAGGGAUAUGACGAGUCCUGCCGUGCCACCGUCCACACGACGGGCAGGCAGGAGGACUACCUCAUGAUACCGCAGGGCAUUCUGGCCAAAAACAUCGCCUAUCAGCCCACCUACUACUGCGGCACCAAUGACAACCUCUUGGUCUAUGCCUCUCCGCCCUACCUCAUGCACUUCUCCAGCGACGACCUGACUCUGGACGAGUCCAUCGAGACGGGCUUCAGCCUGACGUACCGCCUCAGGACCUCAAUCCUGUAGUCGCUGGACUGGCAGGACUUCGUUUUAAGUGGCUAUUUAAAUAGGUUUUUGAUAGGUUUUUGUAUCGGGUUAUCCUAGAAUUUAAUAAACUAGAUUCCAAUGUCUUUAAGUGC